CAAGAACAUUAGGAAACAUAGGUUUGUUUGCCCUAUUUUUAUAAUUACAGGCAGCUUUAUCUGCAAGUGUGUAUCCUGCUCCCGAUAUCUAUAUGUAUAUAUAUUUAUUUAUGUUUGCCGCUACAGAUACGCUAGAGACGUGGUUCAGGAGUUAUGGGUUAUGGUCUGUUAUAUUAUGGCGAACAACGUACAGUGAGGGGAAGCGCUGCCUGAGAGGUAAACGGAGGGCAAAUUUGGCUCUAGUUAAAAAGGUCCACUCAACUUCUCAAACUAACCUGGAGUAACUAGUAAGCUACUAGUUUUCCAGACAGUAGCUUACUGGAAGAGAGUAGCACACGAGUGACAGCAGCACACCAUCCUGUGGACAGAAAUGAACUGUACUACUCCAGAGGCAAGGGGUCUUGACCCUGCUGUGCUGAGAGACCAGCUCUUCGAGCUAUGGAACCAGAAAGAUCUGAAGACGCUACAUUUGGCAGCCCUCCAGGGAUUUUCAAAGCUGUCUGGGCCUCUGGAGGCCUUACUAACAAUCCUGGAGAGCUGUCCGGGAAAACAGAAGAGUCGGAGCCACACCUUCAGCCAUCACAUCCUCAUGGAAUUCCAGACAUGGAUGAAGGAGAAUCCUCAGGUGACCCUGAGUUCACUCUCACAGCAGCAAGCACUGGAGCUCCAGCAUCAUGCUCUGAGCUUACUAACAGAUACCCACCCCAGCUUUGUAGAGAGCCUCAUAAACAUCUACCAUCUCAGCUCCCUGGACCCAGCCAUACUUCGACUGCACAUUGUGAAGUUGCAGGCCCUUAACUGCUACAAAGAGGCAGCAGUGCUCUGCAUAAAACUUAAGUUACAGCAGGAACUGAAUAUGGAGGAGAUGUGUGUACCGCUAAUCUUACAAGAUAAAAUGCCAUUGGCAGAGUCCUUUGUCACAGGCCACAAUCAUCUAGAACAACGACUCAUCACACUGCUAGACUCCUGGUGCCACCCCAGCUUCAAUGUAGACGAGAUAACCAAGCGGUUCCCUUGCCUCUCUCUGUCCAAACACUGCAUGGGCCAGCUCCAGCCCAAAAUGCUCACCAAACACAUCUUACGACUCGUGGAGAAAUUCAACAUCGACCAAGGACUGUGUCCCAAUGCUCUUCACAAGAGGAGACUAGACUCUUUGCGUUUCCUCAUGUACAAGAGGUUUGUGGAGAAAAGCAUGACAGGGGAGAACUGGAGUGACCAUGUACAGUAUGUAGUGGCAGAUGACCUUAAGCUGCAGAUUAAGUUGGUGGAGAUGUUGGUGAAGUACUGUGGUCUCCAGAAAGCCUCUCAAUGGUCACUGAGGUACAACAUCCCCAGAAAUCGACUUCCGUGUGGGGUAUGGGAAACGCAGCAGAGUCUACCACCCGAUCUACAAGAGAUAGGUCUGAGUGAUUCAGCACAAACUGAGGAGUGGGUCCAAUCUCAGUCUCACUGUCAGAAGUUCUACCAGGUGCCACUCACCAAAGACAAGGUUCAAUUUGUGGACACGGCAGAAGCUCUCAAGAAAUGUCGAAACAUUGUGUUGAAGGAAGGUGGAGUAGUAGGAAUUGACAUGGAGUGGCAGCCUACAUUUGGCUGCAUUUCAGUUCAGCAAGUUGCCCUGAUACAGCUUGCAGUUUUUGACCAGGUUUUCUUAUUGGACCUCUGUGCAAACUCAUUCUGUCAACACCCAGAUACUAUUAGUUUCAUCAGGAGCUUGUUCUCUGAAAGAAAUGUCCUUAAACUGGGUUAUGGUAUGACAGGGGAUCUCAAGUGUCUCUUGGCCACCUGGCACCAGUUUUUAGAGGAGCCACUUAAGAUGGAAGGGGUGCUUGAUCUUCUUAGUAUACACCAAAAGAUCCAGAGGUGUAAGGUCAACAGGACUCAAAAUGGCCCUAAAGAGGUGCUGGUUGGAGAAAACUCUGCAGAGAAAGGCCUCAGUCUACUGGUACAGCAGGUUCUGGGAAGGCCCCUGGACAAGACAGAGCAGAUGUCCAACUGGGAGAAACGUCCAUUGCGCAUCAGCCAAAUUAGAUAUGCAGUGGCAGAUGCUUACUGUUUGCUGGACGUGUACUCUGUCCUCUCCAGCAACCCAGCAUACUUUGGGCUACCAGCUGACCUGCACAGCAUGUCUUCAAGUCAGUCAGAAAGGAGUGGAGACAAGAAGCAGAAGGAGAAACAGGCCAAGCAGAAGAAACAGGCUCUUGGCAAAGAGGAAUGUCAGGGGGCUCAAAGGGUCAGUCCCCCUCACCCUGACACAGAGAAAGGCCUCCUGUGUGGCGAGAAGCCUUCAGAAGAUUCCCCCCCUCUGCCACCCCAGCAGUUGCGGGUGGUGUGUGACAACAUGCUACAGGGACUUGGGAGGUACUUGCGCUGUUUAGGAGUCGAUGUGAUCAUGUUGGAGAACACUGAUGAUCACAGAGUAGCAGCAAAGUUAGCACAAGCUGAAGCCCGUGUCAUACUCACAUGUGGACAACCGUUCCAAAGUUUACGUUCGCAGGUGGGUGAGGGUCGCUGUCUGGCCCUAGACUGUUCAGAAAAGGCCAGAGACCAGGCUGUUCGAGUCCUCAAACACUUCAAUGUCCAGCCUACUCCCAGCGAUAUAUUCAGCCGCUGCCAGGUCACACAGAGAUUUUAGAGGCACAGGAAUGUAUGUCCACCGUGGAUACCCCAAGAGUGAAGGGGAGAUGAAGGAGGGCUUUGUGGGUACAUAUGUCCUUUUGUGCAAACUUGUAUAAUGUAUUACUGGCAAAAAAAAAAAAGAAAAAAGCACAGCAUGACUUAUUUUAUGAUUGAAAAUCUUGUGUUUUGUGUUUGAAGAUUGAAUCAGCAAAUUGGUCAUCAUCAUGUUAACUUCAAACUCAUGUCUGUUCUUAGGAAAACAGGUCUUUGCUAUUUGUAUAAAAGCCCCUCUACACAGGGACAUUGUAAAAUAGCAAAGGCUCUGGUAUGUGUUAUUGGUCCAUG
Xiphias gladius (swordfish) is the source of this 2964-nucleotide messenger RNA. It is a transcript of the gene exd3, whose product is annotated as exonuclease 3'-5' domain containing 3. The transcript has 20 exons. The record is from RefSeq and is a predicted model, not a curated record. Bases 371 to 2635 code for a protein of 754 amino acids. Gene Ontology annotation, molecular function: nucleic acid binding; 3'-5' exonuclease activity. Lineage: Eukaryota; Metazoa; Chordata; Actinopteri; Istiophoriformes; Xiphiidae. Gene Ontology annotation, biological process: nucleobase-containing compound metabolic process.